Lichtheimia ornata is the source of this 1362-nucleotide messenger RNA. RefSeq lists its product as uncharacterized. The transcript is spliced from 6 exons. Gene Ontology annotation, molecular function: aspartic-type endopeptidase activity. Gene Ontology annotation, biological process: proteolysis. Lineage: Eukaryota; Fungi; Mucoromycota; Mucoromycetes; Mucorales; Lichtheimiaceae. Bases 1 to 1362 code for a protein of 453 amino acids. The record is from RefSeq and is a predicted model, not a curated record.
AUGGUCGGCAGUACAGCUAAAACAAUGGCACUGGUCGCCACACUCGUCGCUAGUCAAUUCGCCUCUGCAGCUAUUAUAGCACCAACCACCACUUCCUCCCCUGGUGUCAUCACCCUCGACAUGAAGCGUGAACGGCAUCCAUCCCUUCUCAACAUUAUCAAUGAAGACGUCGUUCCUGCUGUGAAAGACACUCUUCAUUCGGUCACAACCUCUCUUCUUCGAACACCGGAGUCCCUCUUAUCUAAAAACAAGCGUAGGCAAUCGGCACAACGACGAUCUGCUGUAUCUAAAAGGGAAUCUUCGCAGCUUUCGAAUACCCUUUGGAGCUAUGUCAUCACACUUGGCAUUGGUACACCUGAGCAAGAAUUCAAAGUGAUAUUUGAUACUGGUUCACCCUUAAUAUGGAUUCCAUCCAGCAAAUGCGAUGAUAAUUGCCCAGGAGCAACCAGCCGAUUUGAUAUUAAAAAGUCGUCUUCUUGCCACCCUGAUGAAUCCAAUACUUUAGACGUCGAAUACUUAGCUGGCAAAAUCAAAGGCGAUGUUGUGCGUGAUACUGUAUCGUUUCAAGACAAGAAAAUAACCAACCAGCCGAUUGGCGUGGCUACUCAUGUUGUCCAAAACAUGCUCAGUGACGGCAUUAAUGGACUUGUUGGCUUUGCACCCAAUAGUGGAACGCCUGAUUUCAAUACGAAAAACCAAACACUGGUGACACCAAUGGAUAACCUGGUCGCUCAAAAAGUGAUUGAUCAAAACAUCUUUAGCGUGCAAUUCAAACCCAUCAAAGAACCGGAAGACAUAGGAACCGUAGGGGGCAAGUUGACGCUUGGUGGCCUUCCACCAAAAGAUUCCUACAAGGGUGAUAUCCAAUGGCUUCCUCAUAUACAGGAUGAUGGUUACGAGGACUAUUGGUCCAUUCCAAUGAGCCACAUGAUAGUGGGCGAAGACAAUGAAGAAAUUCAUGACAAGGAGGAGGACGAACUAACCGGUAUCGUUGACACGGGAACAACAUUGAUUGUGCUUAAACCAGACAUGGCCAAGGAAUUGUACAGCCAUAUCCCAGAUGCCAAAUACAAUGAAAAGCUUGGUGUGUGGACGUUUCCUUGCAAGGCGGUCAAAUCAUUACCUACGCUAUCCUUUGUGUUUGAUAAGAAUCAGCAGCCGUUGACAUUGUCUCCAGAAGAAUAUACAGUUCCAUCAUGGCAAUCCAGGUAUUGGGGUGCACCUGAAAACCUUUGUCCAUCUUAUAUUAUCGGUGACUCUGUGGAUGAUGUUGACUUUAUCAUUGGACAAAAGUUUCUCGAACACUACGUAUCCGUUUACGACGCAGAGAACAAUCGAGUCGGUUUUGCUCGCAACGCAUAA